UUUACGAUCGGAAACGAAAUCAACAACGUAACAUAAAAAUACUGAACUUUAUGUAGUACGUAAUAAAUAUUACCAAGGUAAUGUUAUGCUUAAAAUGUUUAUAAAUAAAAUGUUUUUUUAUAGUGCAAUAAUAGUUGCUGCAAUAAUAAAUCAUGUGUCAUGCAACGCAGAAGAAAGGAGUAAAGAAGCUUUAGCAAUAACAUUAGAUACUACCAUCGCUUUCUAUACUAUGUUUGAUAGAUGUAUAAAUUCAGCGAUGCCGUCUAUGAAAUUUGCGACGGAUGAUCUUAAAAGUUUCGUAAAUUAUCCAUCUAAAACUACUGUGGGAUUUGCACCAAAAUUCACUAGCAAUCGAAAGUUUUUUGCGAACAUGAUAAGUACGCCAGAAUUCAGGAAUACACUAGCAAGGGAUGAAGAAGAACUUAGACAGGAUUUGAUAAAGAAAAUGAAGUAUUGUGACGUUGUUGUCAUGGAUCAAGAUUUGUUGCCAGCCCUGUACGACCGGGAAGUAGACCAGUCCAAAAUGUAAAAAUCUAUAUUUUUCGAUUUGUGUUUUAUUCAUUCAUGGGAGUAUCAAAAUGUCAAUAGGGAGUAGCCGGACGGUUAAUAGAGUUGCGAACAGCAGUUGUUAUAACCGCAAGGAAAUAAAUCGAAAGCCCAUAGAUGGUGAACUGGUGGAGCAUAGAAUUAGAAUAUUUCUGUUGGUAGCAGUCAAGUCACAAAAGUCAAUAAAUUAGUUAUAGUAGGUAGCCCUAACCUAGAAUUUUCUAUUGUCGUUUUUGUUCCUAUGCAUAUAUAACACCUACCUACACUCUAAUUACAAUUUGUGGAUCGAAACGAACCUGCGACACAUUGGACUGUAGCAGGUUGCUCAGGCAUUGCGACAAACAUAAUGGUGGUUCUCACCCCAUUUACCUAGUAGGUACUUUUUUUCGUGUAUAGUUUUUAUUGAAUGUUAAGCGAUAAUUCAUUACACCACAUUCACAUAGGUGAAUCACAAAAAAUAAUUUGGAAUAAUUGAAGUAGCUAGUAUCUGAGUAGUUAUUUGUCAUUUUUAUCGAUUUUAAAAAGCUGAGGUACCUACCUCCAAGUAGGUACCUACCUACGUACUAUAUUCGGAUGAUUAUUAAUUAUGGUAUAUGGUCCAAAGUGAGUGAUUCAGUCCAAAUCAAUAUUAGUUCCAUCUGUCAAACCGACAAACACUUUUUUCCCAAGCUGUAAAUGUAAUCACUAACACAUUUUACUCCAAACAAAACGCUGAACGUCGAAAACCUACCUACCUGUCGAUGUCGAAUGCUUAUCAGCUGUCAAAAAAAGGAGACCGGGGUUUGCAAUCUGU
Spodoptera litura is the source of this 1339-nucleotide messenger RNA. RefSeq lists its product as uncharacterized. The record is from RefSeq and is a predicted model, not a curated record. Lineage: Eukaryota; Metazoa; Arthropoda; Insecta; Lepidoptera; Noctuidae.